GCGCGACGGUCGGUGUUCUUUCUUCUUCAUGACCACACUCCCAUCCCGCUCCUCGAAUGCGUGCGUGUAUAUAAAACGAGGGGGGGUCGAUCCAUCCCUUUCUUCUCCUAUGCCUCGCGCCGUCGCAGCAGCGUACCUCUCUCCAGCCGCAGACACCCGCCCCUUCUUCUCCAACGGCAACGCCGCCGCCGCCGCCUCCGCCAUGGAGCUCCAUGUCGUCCCCCGCUCCGCCGCCCCCUCCCCCUCGCCGACCCUCGCUCAGCUCCUCAAGCGCGUCGGCGACGUCCGCAAGCAGGCCACCGGCGACGGCGGCGAGACCCCCGUCCACGACCACGCCCUGGACGUCGACCUCGGCGGCGCCGGCCUCGAGCCGCGCUCCCUCCCCUUCGUCCUCCAGUUCAACAACCUCACCUACAGCGUGAAGGUCCGCCGCAAGGUCGCCCUCUCCUCGCUCCUCCCCCGGCAACGCAGCCGGCUCGGCUCCGUCGCCGUCGAGGAGCCCGUCGCCGGGGAGAGCCUCUUCUCCCGGACCAAGGUCCUGCUCAACGACAUCUCCGGGGAGGCCCGUGACGGCGAGAUCCUCGCCGUCCUCGGGGCCAGCGGGUCCGGGAAGUCGACGCUCGUCGACGCGCUCGCGAACCGGAUCGCGAAGGGGAGCCUGAAGGGGAGCGUCACGCUGAACGGGGAGCCGCUCGAGUCGAGGCUGUUGAAGGUGAUAUCGGCGUACGUGAUGCAGGAUGACCUCCUCUUCCCGAUGCUCACGGUGGAGGAGACGCUCAUGUUCGCAGCCGAGUUCCGCCUCCCCCGGACGCUGUCCAAGUCGAAGAAGCGGAUGCGGGUGCAGGCCCUGAUCGACCAGCUGGGCCUUCGGAACGCGGCGAAGACAGUGAUCGGCGACGAGGGCCACCGCGGCGUCUCUGGCGGGGAGCGGCGGCGCGUCUCCAUCGGGAUUGACAUCAUCCACGACCCGAUCAUCCUCUUCCUCGACGAGCCCACCUCGGGGCUCGACUCGACGAGCGCCUACAUGGUGGUGAAGGUGCUGCAGCGGAUCGCGCAGAGCGGGAGCAUCGUGGUCAUGACGGUGCACCAGCCGAGCUACCGCAUCCUUGGCCUCCUCGACCGCCUGCUCUUCCUCUCCCGCGGCCAGACCGUGUACAGCGGCUCCCCCGCGAGCCUGCCACUCUUCUUUUCGGAGUUCGGUCACCCAAUCCCUGAAAACGAGAAUCGGACUGAGUUCGCCCUCGAUCUGAUCCGGGAGCUCGAGGGAUCCCCCGGCGGCACCAAGAGCCUUGUCGAGUUCAACAAGUCGUGGCAGAGCAUGAAGCACGGUAGCCGGAACUCGGAGCCCGACCGGAACGGGCUGUCCCUGAAGGAGGCGAUCAGCGCGAGCAUCUCGCGGGGGAAGCUGGUCUCCGGCGCAACGAACGACGCGAGCCAGACCUCCAUGGUACCCACCUUCGCCAACCCCUUCUGGAUCGAGAUAGCGGUCCUGUCCAAGCGGUCCGUGACCAACUCGCGGCGGAUGCCGGAGCUUUUCGGUAUCCGGCUCGGCGCAGUCCUCGUCACGGGGUUCAUCCUCGCCACCAUGUUUUGGCGGCUGGACAACUCCCCCAAGGGUGUCCAGGAGCGGCUCGGCUUCUUCGCCUUCGCCAUGUCCACGACCUUCUACACCUGCGCCGACGCGCUCCCCGUGUUCCUCCAGGAGAGGUACAUCUUCAUGAGGGAGACAGCCUACAACGCGUACCGGCGUUCAUCCUACGUGCUGUCCCGCUCGCUCACCGCGCUGCCUGCGCUGGUGUUCCUCUCGCUCGCCUUCUCGGCCACGACCUUCUUCGCGGUGGGGCUCGACGGGGGACUCUCGGGCUUCUUCUUCUUCUUCUUCAUCAUCUUCGCCUCCUUCUGGGCGGGCAGCUCCUUCGUGACCUUCCUAUCGGGGGUCGUCCCGCACGUGAUGCUCGGGUACACCAUCGUGGUGGCGAUCCUCGCCUACUUCCUCCUCUUCAGCGGCUUCUUCAUCAACCGCGACCGCAUCCCGCCCUACUGGAUCUGGUUCCACUACCUGUCCCUAGUGAAGUACCCUUACGAGGGGGUCUUGCAGAACGAGUUCCAGGACCCGGCCAAGUGCUUCGUGAAGGGGGUCCAGAUCUUCGACAGCACCCCGCUCGGGGCGGUGCCGGAGUCGGUGAAGCUGACGCUGCUGCAGACGAUCAGCAACACGCUGGGGACGAAGAUCACGGCCUCGACGUGCCUGACGACGGGGACCGACAUCCUGCAGCAGCAGGGGGUGACGGACCUGAGCAAGUGGAGCUGCCUGUGGGUGACGGUGGCGUGGGGCUUCCUGUUCCGCAUCUUGUUCUACUUGUCCCUGUUGCUGGGAAGCAAGAACAAGAGGAGGUAAGGAUUUGCAUGGACAUUCUCUUCUCCGAUUGCCUAGAUUCAAAUUUGGCGGGAAGCGCCCUGGUUUUUCUAAUUUUUUGUUCUUAUUCUUUUUUCGCCUUGGGGUUUUCUUUCUUUCUUUUUCUUUUUUGUUGUUGUUGUUAUGAAAUGAAGUUGGGCUCGAAUUCGAAGA
Syzygium oleosum is the source of this 2569-nucleotide messenger RNA. Its product is annotated as ABC transporter G family member 6-like. The transcript has a single exon. Gene Ontology annotation, cellular component: membrane. Lineage: Eukaryota; Viridiplantae; Streptophyta; Magnoliopsida; Myrtales; Myrtaceae. Gene Ontology annotation, molecular function: ATP hydrolysis activity; ABC-type transporter activity; ATP binding. The coding region runs from base 29 to 2398 and encodes 789 amino acids. The record is from RefSeq and is a predicted model, not a curated record.